AUGGAGGAGAAAACUACAACGCCAUUCCAUGACUCUGCUUCUGAUGACAGGAAAGAGUCUCAGGUUAACGCCGAAAAGGUUAAUUCCGCUGAGAGCGAGGAGGUUCAAGGAGAGCUUCAAGUUGCAGCUGAUGAAACAGGGGCUUCGGAGCCUGGAGAAGGCUCAGGUGGUGGUGCAACUGUUCAAGAAAAUAUUAACAAAAAGAAGAAAGGGAAGGCGAGGCCUGAGACAACUGACGGUGUGUCGAACAUUGGAUCUUUGGAACCUCUCCCACCAGCAACGGCGUCUUCGCAGCCUUCUUCCAGGCCGAGUUCUUCAUCAAAACGGGCUCGGGGGCGGCCUAAGGGUACUGGGAAGCUUCAGACUUUGGCUUCUCAUGGUGAAUAUAUGGACACAGCUGGAGCAAGCUUUACCCCCCAUGUACUGUCGGUGUUCCCAGGAGAGGAUAUUGUUAGUAAGAUAGGAUCAUUUUGUGAAACCGGUCCUCGUUCAGUUUGUGUUCUUACUGCUAGUGGUGCAGUCUCCAGUGUUACCCUGCGCAAGCCUGGUACACCUGAUGGAAGUGUGACGUAUGAGGGAUGGUUUGAAAUUCUUACUCUCGCUGGUUCUUCUGUUGUGUCUGGUGAACUGCGCACUCACAGCAGAAAUGGUCUGCUGAGUGUUUCAUUGGCUAAUAGUGAUGGACAAGUUUUCGGUGGAACUGUUGCAGGUCCACUGGUAGCAGCAAGCCCUGGGCCUAUCCAACUUGUUGUUGGCAGUUUCAAGCAAAACAUCAGUCGUGGAAUCAAAAGGAAGUAUUCAGCAGGACGUUCGACAUCAGUCAACGAUUCUGCCAGUUCAAAAAUGGUGAAUCUCCCCAUUCAAGUUACCGGAAUGGCAGAUGAUGAUGAGAACUGUGACCCAGCACCGGUUCCUGUGAGAGCACGUCCCAUGGAAUCAGAUAAGGUUGUUGCUGAAAACGAUAUCCUCAACUCUGCUUCUCUAGAGCGUGUUGAUCCAAACAACUCGCAGAAAGACGAUCCAGUGAAAGCAGGUACCGUGAUUGCUGAAAACGAGGACUUCAACUCUACCUCUCCACAAAGUGUUAGUCCAGGCUACUUGCAGACCUCGCCAGCCUCACAGCCCAAAUCUGAUGAGAUGAUGACUCCAGACACUGAUGCCGAUGUCCCUGAGAUGCAAUAAAAGGACUAAGGUGUUGCAUAGUGGCAUAGGCUUCUUCAGGAAGUAAUGAGCAGCAUAUUGGAGUUCUACAGCAGCAAUGCAAGACUUUUGCCAUUGACUCUGGUUCUUAAUAUAUUAAAUUUGGGAUUUAUAUAUUGUUGUUGUUUCUGUAAUAUUUUAGUUUAAAACCUAUAGGCUGACUUAGGCCUAUUUCAUAAGACCCUGUUGUUUCGGAACUUGACAUGAAGAGAUACAGGAACUUUUCACAAUUAUGUUGUAUGAGAAUUAGAUU
Messenger RNA from Theobroma umbraticum, 1453 nucleotides. RefSeq lists its product as uncharacterized. Gene Ontology annotation, molecular function: minor groove of adenine-thymine-rich DNA binding. NCBI's taxonomy places the organism in Eukaryota, Viridiplantae, Streptophyta, Magnoliopsida, Malvales, Malvaceae. The record is from RefSeq and is a predicted model, not a curated record.